GUGCUGUAGUGUAAGAGCCAACUUAAAGGACUGAGAAGAAGUGAGUGAAAACCUGCAGACAUGGCAACAAUCGGGGAAUUCGACCCGCUGAACUCCAUCGUCCCCGCCACCAAGAUCGAGGUGACCGUCUCCUGCAGAAACCUGUUAGACAUGGACACAUUCUCCAAGUCAGAUCCAGUGGUGGUGCUGUAUGUCCAAGGACUUGGGACUAAGGAGUGGAGAGAGUUUGGUCGAACAGAAGUGAUCGAUAAUACCCUGAACCCUGACUUUGUGAGGAAGUUUGUCCUUGAUUUCUUCUUUGAAGAGAAGCAGAACCUUCGCUUUGAUGUGUACAAUGUCGACACCAGGAGCUCCAAUCUAUCCAAACAUAAGGAUUUUCUUGGCCAGAUGUUCUGCACAUUGGGGGAAAUCAUCGGCUCAACUGGCAGCAGGCUGGAGAGGACACUGUCUGGGAUUCCUGGGAAAAAGUGUGGAAACAUCAUCUUAACUGCAGAAGAACUCAGUAACUGCCGGGACAUAGCCACAAUGCAGUUCUGUGCAAACAAGCUAGACAAAAAGGAUUUCUUUGGCAAGUCUGAUCCAUUUUUGGUCUUCUAUCGGAGCAAUGAGGAUGGAACGUUCACCAUCUGCCACAAGACUGAGGUGAUCAAGAAUAAUUUAAACCCUGUUUGGCAACCUUUCACCAUUCCUGUACGAGCACUUUGCAAUGGAGACUACGACAGGACAGUGAAGGUAGACGUUCAUGACUGGGACAGAGAUGGAAGUCACGACUUUAUAGGAGAGUUUACAACCAGCUACAGAGAAUUGUCCAGAGGUCAAAGCCAGUUCAACGUCUAUGAGGUUUUGAAUCCCAAAAAGAAAGGCAAGAAGAAAAAAUAUGUAAAUUCAGGGACGGUGACGCUGCUGUCUUUCAAAGUUGAGUCAGAACAUACGUUUGUCGACUUCAUCAGAGGAGGGAUGCAACUCAAUUUCACUGUGGCCAUAGACUUCACAGCGUCUAACGGUAAUCCAUCCCAACCAACCUCACUACACUACAUGAGUCCAUACCAGAUGAAUACGUACGCUAUGGCCCUGAAGGCUGUGGGGGAGAUUAUCCAGGACUAUGACAGUGACAAACUCUUCCCAGCAUAUGGAUUUGGAGCGAAACUUCCUCCAGAUGGCAAAGUCUCCCACGCUUUCCCUCUGAACUCCAAACCAGAGAACCCAAACUGUGUGGGCAUUGAGGGUGUAUUAGAGGCUUAUUUCUACAGUCUGAGAACUGUUCAGCUGUAUGGCCCAACCAACUUUGCACCUGUCAUCAACCAAGUGGCCCGGUGUGCAGCAGAAGUGACUGACGGCUCCCAGUACUUUGUGCUGCUGAUGAUCACAGACGGCGUCAUCUCAGAUAUGGCUCAGACCAAGGAGGCGGUGGUCAAUGCGGCGCCCCUGCCCAUGUCUAUCAUCAUCGUAGGAGUGGGCCCUGCUGAGUUUGACGCUAUGGAGGAACUGGAUGGAGAUGAGGUCAGAGUGUCCUCCAGGGGGCGCUUUGCUGAAAGAGACAUUGUCCAGUUUGUUCCUUUCCGGGACUAUAUCGAUCGGUCAGGAAAUCAGGUCUUGAGCAUGGCCCGGCUGGCUAAAGAUGUCCUGGCAGAGAUCCCUGACCAGUUGCUGUCCUUCAUGAAGAGUCGGGGGAUUGAACCCUGCCCUCCCAUGCCUGCUGCAUCUGACUCCCCUGUGAUGGCUACCACCACUACCACCGCCACCACUCAAGCCUCCAAGGAACGCAAAAAUGCACACUUGAAAUAAGGGCAGGAAGCAGAGCAGUGUGGUUGGAUGUGAUCAUGGGGAGGUCUGUGUUUUUGAGAGUGUGCAUGUGUGUGAUUUAGACCACAGCAAAGCAAAAGUAAAGUUGAGAAUGGAGGCUCACCUACAAGAAGAACGUGUACACUUUAGCUUAGAAAAUGUAUUUUGAGUCUCAUAGUACUGAUUUUUGUCAUUGUCUGUCGAUGUUUGCUCUCUGCAGCGGUACACAAACUGUACUAAAUGGCUUCAAACGUACUUAAAACUGAACACUUUCAUCCUCAGUUAUCAAUUGUAAGAUUUCAAAUGAGGUAAAAAUGUCAUUUAGCUUGUCA
Messenger RNA from Thalassophryne amazonica, 2114 nucleotides. Its product is annotated as copine-9-like. Gene Ontology annotation, molecular function: calcium-dependent phospholipid binding. Gene Ontology annotation, cellular component: plasma membrane. The transcript has 21 exons. The record is from RefSeq and is a predicted model, not a curated record. Lineage: Eukaryota; Metazoa; Chordata; Actinopteri; Batrachoidiformes; Batrachoididae. The coding region runs from base 61 to 1785 and encodes 574 amino acids. Gene Ontology annotation, biological process: cellular response to calcium ion.